This is a messenger RNA of Striga asiatica, 1524 nucleotides long. The record is from the annotation of a GenBank genome assembly. NCBI's taxonomy places the organism in Eukaryota, Viridiplantae, Streptophyta, Magnoliopsida, Lamiales, Orobanchaceae.
AUCUGCAAGGAUAGUUGGUCAUUUCUGCUCGUGAUUCUUCAAUUUCUCAAUCAAUGCCCGAAGCCAGUCCAAAAAAGUUCAUUCCUUGUUAAUUAUACAUGGUCUUGUCCUCGCACAAGUAUCAUUUUCUUUGUUCACAUGCUUUGCCAUCAGGUCCUUCUGUCGCACAUGAUCCCAUUUGUUCUGAAAGCCACUGUUGCUCUCUCAUUUGUAUAGAAUUUCACUAAUGGGCUUCUCUUAAAAUGCAUGAUGUGUUAAUAGAGGCAAACUAAAGUAUCUGUUUGUCUGAAAGCCAUUUAUCUCUCUUUAUUCGCAAAUUGAUGAUGUAAAUUAGUGCACAUAGGAAGUUUAAGAGAUUCUUCAGCCUAUGUAUUGUUUUCGCAUAAUGCGAUCCUCAAUGCUUUCGGCACACAAGGGAAAAUUGAGUGCCCUGAGGAGGCACUAUUUUUCCAAAAAAAUGUUGGCCGAUGAUGAUGUUAGUGUGGUCUUUCGAGCUUGAAUUGGGCAACUUUCGUUAGUAUUCUCUCUUCUUUUCUGAAUGUGGAUGAUGGCAUUGAACUACUUCAAGGGAAGCAACAUAGUAAAUUCCUGGAUACAUGAUUAGGUGUAAGAAAGAAUUGAGCAUCAAUAUUGAGACGACAUUGAUAGCAUUUUGCAGGAGAAUGGUCUGUAGAGUGUUUGAUGCAAUGAGUGUCAAAAUAGUCUGUACAGGGAAUGCUAUGAUAUGUUCAUUAGUUUCAAGUGGCAGCGAUAGUCAGGCUGUAGACAUGUUGGACAUAUGAAUUGCUUUUCUCUGUUCAGAUAAAGUUAUUUUGUCGCAUUUUAUUUGCUUGGGCUCAGACAAAGCUAGUCGACAUGGGUUUCGACUUGUUUUGACCCGUGUUGCGUGAUUUUUCCACUACACACCGAAUGGACCAUUACAGAUGUGGGGUUGAUCUCUUGGGUAGAGCAGGUCUUUUGAGAGAGGCAUAUGAAUAUGUGAUGAGCAUGCUUUUUUAAGGCAAUGCCUCUUUCUUGGGUGUACUUCUGGGUGCUUGGAGGAUACAUGGAGACGUUGACUUAUAUGUAAUUAUAGAGCUUUGAUGUACAUUUUGUACAUUUUUUGUUCUUGGAAAAUAUGUCUGCUUAUGAAAAUGUUGUUGUGGGGAAGCUGAGGCUUAAGGGCAAAGCUUUGAACGUAAAGGAUGGUGGCCUCAAGAAGAAAAAGAAGCACAAAGACCGAUACUUAAUUAGCAGUGAUAUCGGCCACGAUCAAUUGACAGAUCCUUGUAAUUUGGACAAUGGGGCCAAUGCACGGUAUGAAGGAGUGCAUGAUGAAGAUGACCGUCUGACUCCAGCUGAGAGGCGUUAUAUGGAAAGUUGGCAGAAAAUGGAGCUGCAAAGGCUUGCCAAAGCUGCUAAGAAAUCCCACCGUGAUAGGAUUAAUGAAUUCAAUCAGCAUUUGGCUAAUCUUACCGAGCACUAUGACAUUCCUAAAGUAGGGCCUGGCUGAUUACUUUGAAUUAUUGAUCUCUCUCUCUCUCU